AGUAGAGCUUUCCUCUGUCUCGUUAUCCAAGAUUUUCUAUACCCCAGAACAGCUUCAGCAUUAACAGAAGAUGAUUGAAAGUGGAAUUACAACCAGGAUGUCAGGAAUUCAUGAAAACCCUGUACAAAGUCACCACAUCUCCGCACAAGAAUACAGACUCCUGACUACUGACCCUUCACAGCUAAAGGACGAGCUGCCUGGUGAUCUUCAGUCCCUGUCCUGGCUUACCUCAGUGGAUGUUCCCCGACUGCAGCAGAUAGGACCUGGACGGCCUGAUUUCGCCAGUUCUGCCCAGAACAGCCUGCUGGAGCGGCAGACAGUUCAGCUGAAUAGCAUGACGGUAGCAGGAGGAGCAGGAUCUGCGAUUCAUCUACAGAGUGAAAUGCAGCACAGCCCUCUGGCCAUCAGUAGCAUGCCUCAGUUUUCCCCUGGGUUUCCGUGUGCCGCAUCAGUGUACCAGACCGCCCCACAGCAAGUGCUCACUUUCACUCAGGCAAACCAACAGUGUUCUCCCGGUGGACUUUAUGGCAACUACAACAACCAGAGUCUGUUUCCUCAACCCCGUAUUACUGCUCACAACCAGGACUUGCAGCCCAAGACUUUCCCUAAACCCAUCUACUCCUACAGCUGUCUGAUUGCCAUGGCUUUGAAGAACAGCAAAACAGGCAGCCUUCCUGUUAGUGAGAUCUACAGCUUUAUGAAAGAGCACUUCCCUUAUUUCAAGACAGCACCUGAUGGAUGGAAGAAUUCUGUACGCCACAACCUGUCCUUGAACAAGUGCUUUGAGAAGGUGGAAAACAAAAUGAGUGGUUCCUCCAGAAAGGGCUGUCUUUGGGCACUCAAUCCUGCAAAGAUCGACAAAAUGGAGGAAGAGAUGCAAAAAUGGAAGCGCAAAGAUCUCCCUGCCAUCCGUCGAAGCAUGGCCAAUCCAGAUGAAUUAGACAAACUCAUUACAGACAGACCGGAGAGCUGCAGACAAAAGUCCAUUGAUACUGGCAUGACACGCUUGCCCAGCUGCCCACCAGGGCCGACUCUCCCAAUAACAGCUCAGAUGCAGCCCCAACCAGUGGUCACUCUUUCUCUACAGUGCCUCCCUAUGCAUCAACACUUUCAACUGCAGCUCCAGAAUCAGUCUCGCUUGGCUCCGGCCUCCCCUUCUCCCGCUCAGACACCCCCUCUCCACACCAUCCCUGACCUGACAAACAGCUCCCUCCCUCAGCAUCCUGCCAAGCAGCACAGCGACUUCUACACAGUUCACACUGACGUGAAUUCAGAGGUGGACGCACUGGACCCAAGUAUUAUGGACUUCGCCUGGCAAGGAAACCUGUGGGAGGAGAUGAAGGAUGACAGCUUUAACCUGGAGGCAUUAGGUACACUCAGUAACUCCCCACUUCGGCUGUCUGACUGUGACCUGGACACUGGCAAUGUCACGCCUGUGUCCAAUGCAGGAGGACUGCCUUACCCAGACCUGCAGGUGACAGGCCUCUACUCUUCAUACUCGGCUGUGGAUGUCCUUUCUAACCAGUACAUGAACACACAAGGAGGAACAAAGCCUAUCGUUUUGCUUUAAUUGCACCCACAAGAAAUGAAGCAAGCUGAGCUUUACUUCC
Molecule: messenger RNA, 1610 nt
Organism: Sinocyclocheilus rhinocerous
Lineage: Eukaryota; Metazoa; Chordata; Actinopteri; Cypriniformes; Cyprinidae
Gene: foxn4
Product: forkhead box N4
Exons: 10
Coding region: 71-1570 (499 amino acids)
Biological process (GO): regulation of transcription by RNA polymerase II
Molecular function (GO): DNA-binding transcription factor activity, RNA polymerase II-specific; transcription cis-regulatory region binding
Source: RefSeq, a predicted model, not a curated record